AUGUCUGCAAACGGCUCGCUCUCCGCCGAGGAGCACAAAGCCCUCGGCAACGAAGCCUACAAAAAAGGCGACUACCAAACCGCCAUCUCAGAAUACACCCACGCCGUCGACUCCGAACCCCUCAACCCCGUCUACCUCGGUAACCGCGCAAUGGCCUAUGUCCAAAACAAACAAUACGACCUCGCUCUCGCUGAUUCCUUGGCUGCGGAUAGAUUGGCGCCGGGUACGCAGAAGACGUUGGCGCGGAUUGCAAAGUGCUAUACGUUGUUGGGAAGAGCUGACGAUGCGUUGGAUGUGUAUAAGGGGAUGAGUGAGGUACCGGCUGAAGCGGGUCAAGCGCAUCAGAUGAAGAAUUUGUUCGAGCAAGCGACCAAUAUGAUUCAAGCCGGGUCUGCACAGGCUGGACUCGCACUCAAUGUCAUUGAUCAAGCCGAACGUCUCCUCGGCCCCACGGUCGCUCCCCCCAAGAAGUUCCAGAUCUUGCGUGCGGAGGCAUUGUGCGCAAAAACACCCCACGACUACGACCAAGCCAACGCAAUCGCCAUGUCCCUCCUCCGCAAAGACCAAUCCGAUCCCGAAUCCCUAACCCUACGCGGCAAAAUCCUCUACGCACAAGGCGAGAACGAAAAAGCCGUCGUACACUUCCAACAAGCACUCCGCUGCGACCCAGACUUCGUCGCUGCACGGUCCUUGCUCAAACGCUCCCGCGCAGUCGAGACCAAGAAGGCAGAAGGUAACGCGGCGUUCAAAGCCGGAAACCUCGCCGAGGCAAAACAGAAAUACACCGAAGCACUCGAAGUCGACCCCGAAUCCCGGACCGCGACGAUGGCGAAGCUGUACUCGAACCGCGCUACGGUUUUGAUGAAGUUGGAGGCAUACGCCGACGCUAUCGACGACUGUACAAAGGCAUUGGAGCUCGACCCCUCCUACACCAAAGCCCUCCGCACCCGUGCCCGCGCCCACCUCUCCCUCGAAUCCUUCCAAUCCGCAAUCACCGACCUCAAUUCUGCCCUCGAACUCGACCCGUCAGACUCCACCCUCCGCCCCCUCCUCCGCGAAGCGGAACUCGAACUCAAGAAAUCCCAACGCAAAGACUACUACAAAAUCCUGGGUGUAGGCAAAGAUGCAGGUGAGACGGAGAUUAAGAAAGCGUAUCGGAGGGCUGCGUUGAGGGAUCAUCCCGAUAAGGCGGCGCCGGAGGAUAGGGAGGCCGCGGAAGCGAAGUUUAAGGAUAUCAAUGAGGCGUAUACGACGCUUUCUGACCCGCAGAAGAAGUAUAGGUAUGAUUCUGGAGCUGAUAUUGAGAUGGAUGGGGGUAUGGGCGGGGCAGGCUUCGGUGGGGGUGUUGACCUUUCUGAAAUGUUUGGCGGGAUGGGCGGGAUGGGUGGACAUCCCUUCGGAGGACAGUUUGGGGGUGGGGGUUUCGGCGGAGGGGGAGGAGGACAUCCGUUUGGGGGACAGCAGUUUGGUGGUGGUGGAAAUCCCUUCGGUGGUGGAUUCCCGGGAGGAGGAGGUGGUGGUGGCGGUGGGUUCCAUUUCCAGCAGUUUUGA
Saitoella complicata NRRL Y-17804 is the source of this 1551-nucleotide messenger RNA. RefSeq names its product TPR-like protein. The record is from RefSeq and is a predicted model, not a curated record. The transcript has a single exon. Gene Ontology annotation, molecular function: protein binding. Lineage: Eukaryota; Fungi; Ascomycota; Saitoellomycetes; Saitoellales; Saitoellaceae. The coding region runs from base 1 to 1551 and encodes 516 amino acids.